Molecule: messenger RNA, 948 nt
Organism: Trichechus manatus latirostris (Florida manatee)
Lineage: Eukaryota; Metazoa; Chordata; Mammalia; Sirenia; Trichechidae
Gene: LUZP4
Product: leucine zipper protein 4
Source: RefSeq, a predicted model, not a curated record
AUGUUUUUGCAGGAGACUUGCAAUGAUGAUUGUAAGGCCCAAUCAGAGAAGAAUAAAGGCCAGUCAGAAGGGAACCAGCAUCAAUCGGAACGAAAUCAAGGCAAAUCAGAAGGCUCUCAAGGCCAAUUCGCAGAAAAUCAACACCACUUGAAAAGAUCUAAUGGCUACUCAGAAAGAUCUCAAAGCCAACCAGAGAGAUCUCAUGGCCAAUCCAAGAGAUCUCAUGACAAGUCAGAGAGAUCUCAUGGCAAAUCAGAAAGAUCUCGUGAAGAAUGGAGAAGAUCUCGUGGCGAAUCAGAGAGAUCUCGUGGCGAAUCGAGUAGCUCUUGUGGCGAAUCGGAGAGAUCUUGUGGCGAAUCGGAGAGAUCUCGUGGCGAACCGGGAGAUCUCGUGGCGAAUCGGAGAGAUCUCGUGACGAAUCGGAGGGAUCUCGUGGCGAAUCGGAGCGAUCUCGUGGCGAAUCUGGGAGAUCUCGUGGCGAAUCGGAGAGAUCUCGUGACGAAUCGGAGGGAUCUCGUGGCGAAUCGGAGAGAUCUCGUGGCGAAUUGGAGAGAUCUCGCGGCGAAUCCAGGAGAUCUCGUGGCGAAUCGGAGAGGUCUCGUGGCGAAUUGGAGAGAUCUCGUGGCGAAUCCGGGAGAUCUCGUGGCGAAUCGGAGAGAUCUGGUGGCGAAUCCGGGAGAUCUCGUGGCGAAUCGGAGAGAUCUCGUGGCGAAUCCAGGAGAUCUCGUGGCGAAUCCAGGAGAUCUCGUGGCGAAUCGGAGAGAUCUGGUGGCGAAUCCGAGAGAUCUCAUGGCAAAUCUGAGAGAUCUCGUAGUGAAUGGAAGAGAUCUCGUGGCGAGUCGGAGAGAUCUCGUGAUGAAUCAAAGAGAUCUCAUGGCGAAUCGGAGAGAUAUCAUGGUGGUUCAGAGAGAUCUCAUGGCUACUCAGAGAGAUCUCGUGGCCACUUAG